AUGAUUCAGUCAGCCCUCACUGAUGUUGUGACACUCUUGAGUGCUGCCAUUGAUGCACUUGAGACUAUGAUAGCGGUGUGUGAGUGUGACCAAGGGUCCACCAAGGAGGUGACGGCUCUAAAGGCCGCCAUUGCUGCACUAAGGAGAUAUGUGGACCAGCUGAAGUCCACCGAUAUGUACAUGAUUUUUGGGAUGGUGGAGAUCCCAGAUGUGCCAGUUGAGCCAGAUAUGCCUUCGGCUACCCCCGGAGAUGAUGUUCGCACUGAGGAUAUAGUUGACCCCGAGUUUGAGGCUGAGACAGAGGAGAAGAUGCUCGAGGUUGCUAAAGAGGCUUCUUACGAGGGCCUUACAGAUACUGAGGAGGCCAUGAUCGAUGCAUUUGUGUAG
Messenger RNA from Solanum stenotomum, 387 nucleotides. RefSeq lists its product as uncharacterized. The transcript has a single exon. NCBI's taxonomy places the organism in Eukaryota, Viridiplantae, Streptophyta, Magnoliopsida, Solanales, Solanaceae. Bases 1 to 387 code for a protein of 128 amino acids. The record is from RefSeq and is a predicted model, not a curated record.